UAUAGUUUCACACUGAGAGACACAGAGUGGUUGUUGUGUUUUAGCGGAGAAUAAUAAACAAACAACUAUCAGCGGCCGUGUACACACUACAUGCUGUCAAUGGUCAGGAUGAGUGGGAAGCAGUGUCUGGAGGGUCAGGUGUACUCUGUGCCGCUGAUCCAGUCAGAUCUGAGGAGGGAGGAGGCUGUUCACCAGAUAGCAGACGCCCUGCACUACCUAGAGACCAUCUCUACUGACAUCUUUACCAGGGUGUCUGAGAGUGUAGAGCGGAAUCGCUUGCAGCUGCAGAGUGUGACAGAUCGGAUCAAGCUGGCCCAGGCCCGCGUCGACAAGAUCAAAGGCAGCAAGAAGGCCACCAAGGUGUUCUCCAGUGCUAAGUAUCCAGCUCCAGAUCGUCUCCAGGAUUACUCCUCCAUCUUCAGUGGAGCCACAGACCCCGCCUCCCAGACACGCCCCCGAUACCGCAUACAGGCCAAACUACGAUCCCUUGACGACAAGGCCCUGCAGGAGAAGUUGUGUUAUUACCCGGUGUGUGUGAGCAGUAAGACGCGUUCGGAGGAUGAGACUGAGGAGGGGCUGGGCGGUCUGCCUCGAAACAUCUCCUCUGUCAGCUCCCUGCUGCUGUUUAAUACUACAGAGAACCUGUAUAAGAAGUAUGUGUUCCUGGACCCCCUGGCGGGGGCGGUGACUAAAACACACACCACCCUGGAGACAGAGAAGGAAGAGAAACCAUUUGACGCUCCGCUAUCCAUAACCAAGAGAGAACAGCUGGAGAGACAGACAGCAGAGAGUUACUUCUAUGUUCCAGACCUGGGUCAGGUCCCAGAGAUAGACGUCCCCUCCUACCUACCAGACCUGCCAGGCAUCGCUGACGACUUGUCCUACAGCCAAGACCUGGGGCCGGGCAUCGCACCCUCUGGACCAAUACACAUCUUCCCUGAACUACCGACCUUCACUGGGGAGGACAUGCCUGAUUCUCAGUUCCAAGUUGCAGUCCCGCCUCCUCCCCCUCCACCCCCACCAGAGCCCACACACACCCCCACCCCUCCCCCUGGUCUUCCCCCUCCUCCACCUCCUCCCCCUCCUCCACCUGCAGACAGCCCUGCCGACCCCAGCCGCACUCGGAGCACAGCUCCUGUAGCGGGGGCUCCCAGCGAGGUGGUUGAAUCAAACAGCCGUGCCAGUCUACUAGAGUCCAUCCGCAACGCUGGAGGCAUCGGCAAGGCCAAACUACGCAACAUCAAAGAACGCAAGAUGGAAAAGAAGAAACAGAAGGAACAGGAACAAGUGGUAGCAGCAGCCAGUGGAGGAGACUUCAUGUCAGAUCUCUUCAAUAAGUUGGCCAUGCGAAGGAAAGGUAUCUCUGGUAAGGGUCCUGGAGGCGGGGACUCGGGGGAGGGCCCAGCUGGUUCUGGCAGCGCAUUCGCUAGGAUGUCUGACGUAAUCCCGCCUCUUCCUGCCCCCCAUCAGCCAACCGCUGAAGACGAGGACGACUGGGAGGCCUAACAACUGAGACUUGCCAAUCAGAACCAAUGGAACUCUGAGCACAUCUAGCUCUAAGCCAAUCAGAGAACAGAAUACUGAGGCGAUUCUGAGGGAUGAAGCUAACGCUUGUUGAAGAGGUAAUGCUGUGCUGUCAGUGGGUUGAGUUUCUUCCAGAUAGACAAUGGUGGCAUUCCAGGUUGUAGCGUGACUUCAGUGAAGACCGGGAACGCCACUGGUUUCUUUUCAGAUUAUAUGAUUGUUUGACCAUAGUGACGUGGUCCCUACGUUUUGCAAUCAGCCGCACCUCCAGUGUCUGCCAUGUAUUUGACCCAGGUGUGUUCUAUAGUUCAGUGACUCCCUCUGCUGGCUUUCUGUAGUACUGAUCAGCACACUGGAACCAUCAGGUACUGAUCUUUACUGAGAAAAUAAAAGGACAAACUAUAGUAGAAAAGUCAGACCUCAUCUUAGUAUUGUAAAAAUGUUUAUUAUAAAGUAAUAAAAGUAACACGUAAAUAUUACAUCAUGUGUAACACCACACUAAAGUAGCAGAACUUUUAAAUCAGAAUGUAUUUCAUUCAAUAAAUGGCUUUUUGCAUUAAAAAAAAA
Molecule: messenger RNA, 2091 nt
Organism: Coregonus clupeaformis (lake whitefish)
Lineage: Eukaryota; Metazoa; Chordata; Actinopteri; Salmoniformes; Salmonidae
Product: WASH complex subunit 1-like
Exons: 11
Coding region: 91-1506 (471 amino acids)
Biological process (GO): Arp2/3 complex-mediated actin nucleation; exocytosis; retrograde transport, endosome to Golgi
Cellular component (GO): WASH complex; recycling endosome; early endosome
Molecular function (GO): alpha-tubulin binding; gamma-tubulin binding
Source: RefSeq, a predicted model, not a curated record